Molecule: messenger RNA, 2607 nt
Organism: Cinclus cinclus
Lineage: Eukaryota; Metazoa; Chordata; Aves; Passeriformes; Cinclidae
Gene: SYN3
Product: synapsin III
Exons: 14
Coding region: 1-1749 (582 amino acids)
Biological process (GO): neurotransmitter secretion
Cellular component (GO): synaptic vesicle; synaptic vesicle membrane
Molecular function (GO): ATP binding
Source: RefSeq, a predicted model, not a curated record
AUGAAUUUCCUCCGGCGGCGUCUCUCAGACAGCAGUUUCGUGGCAAACCUGCCCAAUGGCUACAUGAUGGACUUGCAGCGCCCCGACAGCUCCACGAGCUCUCCGGUUUCUCCUGCCACGGAGAGAAAGCACCUCCAGCCACCCCAGGCCUCCCACUCUUCCUCGACCAGCAGCAGCAUCUUCAGCUCCAUCUCCAGCGCCAUGAAGCAAACCACGCAAGCGGCCGCGGGACUCAUGGACCACUCGGCCGGCCCCGCGCCCCCCGUGGCACAGAAACCCAAGAUCCUCCUGGUGAUCGAUGAUGCACACACGGACUGGGCCAAAUAUUUCCAGGGGAAGAAGGUGAAUGGAGAAUUUGAUAUCCGAGUGGAACAGGCUGAAUUCUCCGAGUUGAACCUGGCUGCUUAUGUCAUGGGAGGCUGCAUGGUGGACAUGCAGGUCAUGAGGAAUGGCACCAAGGUGGUCAGCAGGUCCUUCAAGCCGGAUUUUGUCCUGAUCCGCCAGCACGCCUACAGCAUGGCGCUGGGGGAAGACUUCCGCAGCCUCAUCAUCGGCCUCCAGUACGGUGGGAUCCACACGGUCAACUCCCUCUACUCCAUCUACAACUUCUGCAGCAAGCCCUGGGUGUUCUCUCAGCUCAUUAAAAUCUUCAACUCGCUGGGCCCUGAGAAGUUCCCCUUGGUGGAGCAAACGUUCUUCCCAAGCCAUAAGCAGAUGCUCACAACUCCAAAUUUUCCUGUAGUGGUCAAGCUGGGACAUGCUCAUGCUGGAAUGGGGAAGGUCAAAGUUGAGAACCAGCACAACUUCCGGGACAUGGCCAGCAUAGUAGCCAUGGCAAAAACCUAUGCCACCACCGAGCCAUUCAUUGACUCCAAAUAUGACAUCCGAAUCCAGAAAAUUGGCAACAACUACAAGGCUUACAUGAGGACUUCCAUCUCUGGAAACUGGAAGGCAAACACAGGUUCUGCAAUGCUAGAACAGAUUGCAAUGACAGAGAGGUACAGACUCUGGGCAGAUGCCUGCGCAGAAAUGUUUGGAGGUCUUGAUAUCUGCGCUGUCAAAGCUGUCCACAGCAAAGAUGGAAAAGACUAUAUCAUUGAGGUGAUGGACAGCUCAAUGCCCCUGAUUGGGGAGCACAUAGAAGAGGACAGACAACUUAUAGCUGAUCUGGUUGUCUCCAAAAUGACUCAGCUUGUCAUCACUGCUGGAUCUACACCAUCACCACUGAGGCCUUGGCCUCCUCAAGUUCAGCCUGUGUCAAUGAAAUCUCAGACUGGACCUCUGCUUGGACAACUGUCACAACCACGGCCUCCUCCACAAGGUGGGCCACGCCAGCCACAAGGAUCUCAGCCUCCACGGACAAACGCGCCCCCCCAGCAGCGGCUGUCUCCUCAAGGACAACAGCCCCAGAGUCCCCAGUCCACUUCUCCUCAGCAGAGGUCACCUGGAUCUCCACAGCAAGCCCGAUCAGCAGCUGGCUCCUCUCCAGUCCAGGCCUCCAAGGCAGGCGCUUUCCCUCCACAGCAGCCGAGGCCUCCUGCCCAAGGCCGGGCUCCCGGCCAGCCCAGCCCCAUGGAAAUGUCCAAGCAGCAAACCACCCCACACCCACACCUGAACAAAUCACAGUCCCUGACAAACAGCUUCAGCAUAUCUGAGUCAUCUCAGCGAGGAAAUGCCACUGAAGAUGAAGCAAAAGCUGAGACCAUCCGCAACCUGAGGAAAUCAUUUGCUAGCCUGUUUUCUGAUUAAUAGUCCUGCAGCUGGAUCUGUGCUUUUGUCAGCCCUCACUCUACAUUAUGUCAUACCUGAUGUCAUCCUGGAAUACACUCAGUGAACCCAGCAAUUUACAACUAACACCUGGUAAAGGGAAUUUAGAAAACUGUAGUUGUUUUAAUACAAAGAAAAUAUCUGAAUAACAGUCUGAAAAGUGACUGUAUAAAAGUGUCACUAUUUCAUUGGGUUUUGUGCAUAAUCAGAAUCACAUCUGUUCAAAUGACUGAGUCGUAAAGCAAAUUUUACUCUUGCUAACCCCUGUGGAGUCAACACAGUUACGACAGUGAAAAUUGGGUUUUAUUUUGAUAUGUAUAUAGUCAAUACAAUUGUUAAUUUCCAAUUACUGAAUUCUUGUUAAGUUCAAGCUAAAAAAAAAAAAAAUCAGGCUUCUUCCAGAAACACAAGUGCUAAGACAGAGUCAAGAAUAUGACUGACAAAGGAAGCAUGCUUGAGCAUCCAGUGAACUGCAGAAUUUCAUUACAGGAACUUCAUAAAAGGUCACUUUCCAGAGCAAAACUAUGUUCAAGAUAAAUGCAGUUCCAGGCAUCAGUAAGCACCAAAGAUCACACAAGCAGGUCAGCCAGAUGGACUGCUGCUUUGUUCCAGAUCACUCUGCUCAUAGCAGAUAAAACAUCUCUGUCUCAUGCCUUGCAUUUAUGUCCCCUGUGUGUGAUUCCCAAGUUCUGGGAGAAAAAUGUCAUGUUCUAACCCCGUAGCCUUAGUUCAAAAAUAACCUAAGAAAUGGGUCUUCCACACAAAAAACAACUUCUUCCCCUGCCCCUGAAAACACCAGAGUUCACAUUCACAGUUCACACAAAUUCCAGACAAAACCCA